This is a messenger RNA of Pseudomassariella vexata, 993 nucleotides long. RefSeq lists its product as uncharacterized. The record is from RefSeq and is a predicted model, not a curated record. Bases 98 to 928 code for a protein of 276 amino acids. The transcript has a single exon. Lineage: Eukaryota; Fungi; Ascomycota; Sordariomycetes; Amphisphaeriales; Pseudomassariaceae.
UGGAAACAGUAAUAUAUCAUUCAUGAGUACAACAAGUAUGUUGCUAUGUAUCCCAGCGCCCAAUCCAUAUCCAAGUUACAACGUAUAAUCAUGGCACAUGUCUCCCAUCACUAGCGUCUGUCUCAUCAUCGGGACCGCCCAUUAUAUUGUACAAACGCUAUGUCCAACUCUCCAACAACUCCUCGAAUGCUUCAAAAAUAUUGGAGCGACUACUCCCGAAAAAAAUUAUGUAAACCCACGACGACUAGUUCCUGGUGUAGUACCUCCGAUGCCGAUCCUCAAUGAUAAUCUCCCGGUCCGCGCUCGGCCGCCUCGGCUCAUGCCGUCUCGGCGCCUCAAUGUAUUGAAACGUUGGCUGAGGCGGCGACUCGACCCUCACGGGGUACGGAACAGGAAUGCGCACGGGGACCAGCGUCUCCCGCUCUAUGAUGACCUCGCGAUCCCGGCUGCGCACCCUGCUGUGGCUGUGGCUUCUGCCGCUGCGCGACGACUUGGAGCUUUGGGUGCUGCGGGCGCUCGUGACCGAGGGCUCGACAUCCACAGCGAUGACUUCGAUCUGGUCAUGCUCGAUGACCGGCGGCGGAGGUGGAGGAGGAGGAGGAGGAGGAGGAGGGGGUGGCAGCUCGACUGGCUUGGGCUGCGGAAUUGGCAUCGGCAUGGGCAUCGGCAUGGGCCUAGGUGGCGGAAGUGCACGGGGUGGUGGCGGACGCGGGGGAGGAGCUGGUGGUGGGACUAUGGUUGUGGUACGCGCACGUAUGGUUCGGCUUGCAUUGUGCGGUUCUUCGAGGUACAGGACUUUCUUGUGGUACUUCUUCUUGCGUGGGGCUGUGUAGACGGAGGACAUGGUGUCAGUCUUUGGUCGUGCUUAGAAUGUACAAUUAAAAAAGAUAGUGGCACAAGGAAGAUGGAAACUGGUAUGAGAGGAUGAAACAGGCAGAAGAUGUCGCAAAGGAGACUGAUAAUUCCUAACCUGUUGAAGUCCAGUAGCAGGUA